AUGGCUUUUUUGAAUAUUUUCAAGCAAAAACGUGGUGAUGAAGCUUCACAACUGAGCGCAAAGGGACGGGAGGAAAUUUCUCAAUCGAUUAAGAUAUGCAAAAGUGACGAUGCUGCUAACGAACAUAGCUGCUCUGGUGAUUGCAAAACAGAAAUUGAAGAAGGAGAGCAGGCCUUUGCGAAACUAAAGAUCGAACAUGAAACUCCUUUGUUGAACUCUUCUAAAACGCCAAAAAUUCACUUCGUUGUCCCCACCUCUCAAAUCGAUUGGCAGCAUGAUGCCUGCCUCGAGGACCCAAAGUCAGUACAGUAUAAAAUUUCCCAGUGGUGUGAUAAGAAUUCAGCUAAAUUUUCCAACGUGGGCACAGGCAAGACACUAAACUGUGCAGUUUCAUCUUUACCUAAAGAUAUCAUGGAUAUUGAUGUUAUGCGGGGAACCAAGAAUAAUGUACUUAUUUUGCCUUACUUCAUUUGGCUGAACGACCUUAGAUCAGAUGACGUCGAAGCAACGCUGGAUGGUUUAGUUCCUGACUUAUUAGACGAGAAUAUUUCAAGAGAGAAAUUGCUAGAAACACGACCAAAUGUUGCCGUUGCACGUGAACGUGCAUUUGUAUUUAUAUGUUCACAUACUACGAGGGAUAAACGAUGCGGGAUUACGGCACCCUAUUUAAAGAAAGUUUUUGACAGUAAAUUACAGGAACAUGGGCUGUAUAGGGACAAUUCGGAUUACAGGGCAGAGGGUGUCAAAAUUGCAUUUGUUAAUCAUGUUGGUGGUCACAAAUUUGCUGCAAAUGUUCAAAUUUAUUUACGAAAUCCAAAUACCUUAAUUUGGUUGGGAAGAGUAACUCCAACCAUAGUUCCUUCUAUUGUCGAACAUCUGAUUGUUCCUGAAGAACCAACGUUGCCGUUUCCCGAAAAAGUUCGCUGUAUUAAGAAAUAUCAAAGCUGGUAA
Molecule: messenger RNA, 951 nt
Organism: Saccharomyces cerevisiae S288C
Lineage: Eukaryota; Fungi; Ascomycota; Saccharomycetes; Saccharomycetales; Saccharomycetaceae
Gene: APD1
Product: Apd1p
Exons: 1
Coding region: 1-951 (316 amino acids)
Cellular component (GO): nucleus; cytoplasm
Source: RefSeq, marked reviewed